Molecule: messenger RNA, 1578 nt
Organism: Chara braunii
Lineage: Eukaryota; Viridiplantae; Streptophyta; Charophyceae; Charales; Characeae
Source: the annotation of a GenBank genome assembly
UGGGGAUUUGCAACACCCCAGCCACGUUUUAGCGCGCGAUGAACAUGGCCUUCCAGAACUUCGUGCGAAAAACGCGGCUGGCGCAGAGCAUAAUCAAUUACUGUGUGAUUGUGUAUAUGGAUGAUAUCCUUGUGUUUUCAAGUUCCUAUGAGGGGCACGUGCAGCACAUUGAAUGGACCUUACACGCACUGAAGGACGCAGGAUUCAAAGUGGUUGUUGAGAAGUGUCAGUUUUUCCUCACUGAGAUCUCCUUCCUCGGCCACGUAGUAACGGACCAAGGAUUGCAGCCGGAGCCUCAGAAAGUGACAGUCGUGAAAGACGCGCCAGUACCGACGUCCGUAACACAAGUGCGUGCCUUUUUGGGUUUGGUAUCAUACUAUCGAAGGUUCAUCAAGGGGUUUGCAGCUAUCGCGGGGCCACUCACGAAUCUGUUGAAAAAGGAUCAGUCAUUGAUCUGGACUCCACAACGUGAUCGGGCGUUCCGAGAACUCAAGGCGGCCCUGAUUUCGGCUCCAGUCCUCAUAAGACCAGACGCAGAAAAGCCCUUUGUCCUCAUCAUCGAUUGGCAGCCCGAGGCGGUCUCGGCGAUCUUGGCCCAGGUAGGACCAGACGACCUCGAAUACGUGGUGGAAUACGCGUCCAAGUCAGUGUCAUCCUGUAAACGCAACUACUCUGGCCCGAGGGGGGAAUGCUAUGCGGCCUUGUGGGGGAUCAGUCACUUCCGAGCGUACUUAUAUGGCCGGAAGUUUACGUUGGUGACCGAUCACGAACCGCUGCUGGCACUGAAGAAGUCCAAGGAUUACUCGGGCAUGAUCGGGCGAUGGGCCAGGCCCACCACGUUGCAGAGUAUGGACUUCGACAUUCGUCAUCGGAAACACGAGAAACACGGCAAAGCGGACGGGCUGACACAACUCCACCGCCCCGACAAGCUGUGGCCGAAAGAAUUGACCACCGACGACACAUUGGUAGGGCUGUUGUGCGGUGAGAUCGCUAAGGGCGGACGAGCAACGGUCGCCGACGAGCUCCUCACAUUCCUGUCUCAGCUUAUCGACGACCUCCCGACAGACAUCAUCUCCUAUAAUCCGAGCGAUCUGACCCAGGCUGAACCUGUGACCUUGCAGAGGAAGUUGACGCCAACCGUAAUCUGGGCGAAUUGUACGGAGGAUUACGGGCAGUAUCUAAGUGAUCACGAUCCUAUGGUCUGGCUCUACCUGGACCUGGACGAACUUGCACCGGAUAACUCCGACUUUGACGAGUUUUGGAAGGCACAUCGAGAGAACGGAGAGCUGUCGUCGGACGACAACCCGGGUCGCAUAGCCAUCGUCGGGCUAUCGGAGGAAGAGGAGUCGAAAGCGCGGUCGACGUCAAAGGAAGAAGAAGAGGCGUUGGCACCUGAGCCCCAAGAGGCCCCACCAGCACGAGCGCUGCCUGCCGUUCGAGGAGCAUUCGCGCUGAAUCCCGCCGUUCCCUCAGACGCCCCCAGUCGACACGAUGGCGCAACAACCUCCCGUUGACAAUGCCGCUCUCGCUCACCAUCUCCCUCCAUUUUCGUCCCCUCCACGCUUCGUUCCCGUCCUC